Parastagonospora nodorum SN15 is the source of this 1958-nucleotide messenger RNA. RefSeq lists its product as hypothetical. Gene Ontology annotation, molecular function: oxidoreductase activity, acting on CH-OH group of donors; flavin adenine dinucleotide binding. The coding region runs from base 1 to 1854 and encodes 617 amino acids. The record is from RefSeq and is a predicted model, not a curated record. The transcript has 5 exons. NCBI's taxonomy places the organism in Eukaryota, Fungi, Ascomycota, Dothideomycetes, Pleosporales, Phaeosphaeriaceae.
AUGGCACCUCUUCUUACAUUCGCCUACUUGGCUUUCCUUAUGAGCACACCGGUACUUGCUUUUGCGUCUAUAGAUAAUGCGACUUUCGAAUACAUCGUUGUCGGUUCGGGACCGGGCGGUGGACCAAUCGCUUCCAACCUAGCUCGAGCAGGACAUUCAGUACUACUUCUCGAAGCAGGUGACGAUCAAACCGAGAAUCUAAACGUGUCCCAAUGGGUCAAUUUUAAUGCUGCUGGUAACGAUCCAGCGACGCGAUGGGACUUCUUUGUGAAACACUCUGACGAUGAAGCUCGAGAAGCGAGAUACCUCCAUAGGACGUGGCGCAAGCCCGACGGUGGAUUUUACGUUGGCAUUGAUCCACCGGAGGGCGCGAAAGCGGAAGGCAUUUACUACCCUCGUGCUGGGACUCUUGGUGGCUGCGCUAUGCACAAUGGAUGCUUGACGAUGCUCCCCAACGAUGCCGACUUUGACGAGAUCGCUGAACUUACUGGCGACAACUCGUGGUCUCACGAAAACAUGAGGAAGUAUCUCGUUCGCCUCGAGAGAGCGCAUUACAAUAGCACUUCGGAGCAUGGCCACGAUGGCUGGCUUGACAUGACUAUGCUCGACCCUGGCUAUAUCACAAGCGCAGAUGCACAGCAGCUCAGUCAACUCGCGGCUGAAGCUGCUGGGUACAAGGUUUCGGAUACCUCUGGCCUCUUGCAACGCGAUAUGAACGGCGACCAGCCGAACCGCGAUAAUCUCGUUGGGCCUUUUGGCGGUGUCAGCCAUGUCACUCCUGGCGGGCGUCGCUCAUCACCCGGGUAUUAUGCGCGGGAUACGGCGAAAGAUGGUAGAUACCCACUAACUAUCUCUCUUGACACUCUUGCGACCAAGAUCAUCUUCGAUAGGUUUGGAAAGAAGCCGAAGGCAGUCGGAAUGGAGUAUGUUCAGGGGAAGAGCAUGUACAGCGCUGAUCCUCGGUACAACGCAGCCGCCAAAGGUGUUGCUGGCAAAGCCUUCGCCUCCAAGGAGGUUAUCAUAUCCGGUGGUGCUUUCAACAGCCCUCAAUUGCUGCUCUUGUCUGGAAUCGGCCCAGCAGAACAACUCAAGAAGUUUAACAUACCCGUCAUUGUCGACAGUCCAGGCGUCGGCCGCUCUCUAGCAGACAACUACGAAGCCGGUAUUCUCUCUCUCGGCAAGCGCGCCGUCACAGGGAUGUCGGAGAUCUUCCCAAACUUCUGGAAAACUUCGCAGGGCACUAUCCGCGAUAUCUACAUGUGGUGCGGGUCCUUUGCGUUUGAAGGAUUCUGGCCCGGCUUCCCUAAUCGUCCUCCUUUCUUCAAUGAGACAUAUGGACCCAACCAGUACGACUGCUCCCUUGUGCACAUGAACCCGCGCUCCCAGGCUGGUGUUGUUGAACUUCGAUCUGCAGAUCCCAGGGACGUGCCAAACAUCAACACGCACUUCUUCGAUGACGGCGCUGAAAAGGAUCUACAAGCCAUCUACGAGGGUGUCGAGUGGGUGCGUUCCUGGCUCUCCAAGGUCAAUUCCUCUGAUCCGGCGUCUCUUGCGCCCUUCCAGGAGCUGCAUCCGUGUGAAGGGGAGAUUGGCAAGCAAAAUUGCACUAUUGAGAGCCAGAAGACCUAUCUCAAAGAGCAGGCAUACAGCCAUCACGCAACUAGUAGCGCGCGGAUCGGAGGCAAUGGUGAUAAGCUGGCGGUGUUGGACAGUAAAUUUCGAGUACGGGGUGUAGAUAGGUUGAGGGUCGUGGAUGCUAGCAGUUGGCCAAAGGUGCCCGGUGGCUUUCCCGUACUGCCAACCAUGAUGCUGUCUGAAAAGGCUACGGAUGAUGUGCUUGCGGAAGAGUAUUGAACCGAAAGGUGCUGUAAUGGUUGGGCGGGCUAUGCUCGGAUCCUGAGCUUUCCAACUGUAGCUAAGGCUGUAGAACUUCAAGACUUUUUCCAGUUCUACAAAUA